Molecule: messenger RNA, 1047 nt
Organism: Giardia duodenalis
Lineage: Eukaryota; Fornicata; Diplomonadida; Hexamitidae
Product: Pyruvate formate-lyase activating enzyme
Exons: 1
Coding region: 1-1047 (348 amino acids)
Molecular function (GO): catalytic activity; iron-sulfur cluster binding
Source: RefSeq, a predicted model, not a curated record
AUGAAGCGUGAGUGUGUUCUCUACCGACCAGGCAAGACCCCCGGGAGCGUUCAGUGCACUUGUUGUUCUCAUUAUUGUACCAUUGGAGAAGGAAAAUCGGGGAUCUGCGGUGUCCGUUAUAACGAUAAUGGAAAACUGUACUUGGCCGUCUGGGGGAAGCCUAGCGCCCUCCACGUUGACCCAAUGGAAAAGAAACCCCUCUAUCACUAUUAUCCCGGAGAGGCGAUACUAAGUAUAGGCACCAUAGGCUGUAACUUUUCAUGCAAGUUUUGCCAGAAUUGGAGCAUCAGUAUGGACAAGCCUAACGUGCAGGAUAUCGAAGACUAUUGUCUGGAGAGAUCUGACGGGCGCAUUCUAACGCCGGAUGAGAUCAUACUUAUUUGCAAGAGGAGACGCAUCAGACAUAUUGCAGCCACUUACAACGAGCCCAGCAUAUGGUUUGAGUAUUCUUAUGACAUUGCUUGCUUAGCAGCCAAAGAAGGCAUAUCAUACGUCUAUGUGUCGAAUGGGUUUGAAAGCAAGGAGCAACUGGAUGCGUUGGUGGGAAUGAUCUCGGCAAUCAACGUCGAUCUGAAGACAUUUCGACAGGAAACGUACAGAAAGAUCAUGGGCGGUAGUCUUGAGCCAGUCAAGAACACAAUUAAAUUCCUCUAUAGCACGAAAAAAGUCAUAGUUGAAGUCACGACUCUGAUUGUUCCCGGCAUGAAUGAUUCAGGCGAGGAGCUGCAGGAUAUAGCUAAUUUCAUCGCAUCUGUUGGAAAGGACAUUCCGUGGCAUGUUUCUGCGUUUCAUCCUGACUACAAAAUGCUGGACAAAGAACGAACUCCGACAGAAACGCUAGAGCGUGCCUUGGCCUUCGGCAAGGAGGCCGGGCUCCUCUAUCUUUAUGCUGGCAAUGUGCGGGAUACAUCGUACUUGAAUACGAGCUGCCCCCAGUGUGGCGAACUGCUUAUUUCUCGCAUGACAGGCUUUGACGGUAAGGUUUGCAAUCUUAAGGAUGGUUGUUGUGGAAAGUGUGGAACACCUAUCUAUGGGAAGUUCGCAUAA